Tremella mesenterica DSM 1558 is the source of this 975-nucleotide messenger RNA. RefSeq lists its product as uncharacterized. The transcript is spliced from 4 exons. Bases 1 to 765 code for a protein of 254 amino acids. The record is from RefSeq and is a predicted model, not a curated record. Lineage: Eukaryota; Fungi; Basidiomycota; Tremellomycetes; Tremellales; Tremellaceae.
AUGUCCACUCCAAAAUACACUCUAUACGGUCUGGUAGCCAACGAAGGGGAUCAAUCUCAAGUAAACUUUGGUCCUUAUGUCAUGAUCAGUAAACUCGCCUUGAGAUUCUACGACGUACCCUUCACUCACGUCGGAUAUUCUUUCACUGAAAUAAGGGGUAAACUAGCCGAGAUAUCUGGCGACCCGAAGGUUUCCGUACCCACUUUGAACACUGGGGAAGGAUGGGUUACUGAUUCUUGGAAGAUUGCUGAUUUUUUGGAAGAAAAAUAUUCUACACCUGAGAAAAGUUUAUAUUCAAACUCCUCAAUCGGUCGUUCCCUGUCUUACACAAUUCUGGGAAUCAUGCUCGCUGCUCAACCUCUGACAAGAGUAUUCAUCACUGGAGCUCAACUCCGUAUCCUAGACGCUCCAAACAGAGAAUACAUCUACCAAACCCGUAUUGGUGAUCCAGUCAAAAGAGAUAACAUCUUAUCUCAAACCGACCCUUCGGCCGAUAUCUCUUCUGUUCUUUCCUCGAUCAGAUCUCAUUUCCAAGCUAUCGAAAUCGCCCUCACUCGUCAGACAGAAAAAGGAUGGAAGUAUCUGUCAGGAGAAAAUUUAGGUUAUGCCGAUAUGGUUUUAUUCGGAUAUUAUUGUGUUCAUCAUUUAGACAAAAGGUUGAUAAAAGGUGUUUGGGAACAUGAAGAUUUGCCGAAAGUUGGAGAAUGGGUGAAGAGUAUGAUGAUAUCUGGAUUGGUGAAAGAUGGGGAUUUGUUGGAUAUCUAAUCUAAAUGAUGGGGUGAGUUUACACUUGAUGGAGACACGGAAGACGGAAGGCAGGCAGGAAGGACUGAAUCGUGAAAGUUUGGGAAGAUUUGGAAGAAUUGGAAAGAUGAACAGAAGGGAGAGAAGUUUAAAUAUAUCAGAAAUAAACCAAAUCGUGGAAAUAUGCAGGAAAUCAGUCAGUUUUGAAGUGUAUAUGUAAAGUGAAGUGAC